Messenger RNA from Yamadazyma jaroonii, 999 nucleotides. The record is from the annotation of a GenBank genome assembly. NCBI's taxonomy places the organism in Eukaryota, Fungi, Ascomycota, Pichiomycetes, Serinales, Debaryomycetaceae.
AUGGAAAUCUCCAAACUAACGAGUCCAAAUGAUUGGAAAUACUUUGCUAAAGGCAAUGCCAAUAUCCUUUUCAAAUAUACUGGAUUGAAUGAUUAUUUGACUCAUAAAUUACUCAGAGUCAGAUUAUCUAAAGAUGAUGAUCAAUAUAUUACAACAUGUGAACUUUAUGAUUUUGUUGAAUUAAGAUGUAAACAUUUAUUUCCCCAAAGCAUUGUUGAUAUUCAAUUGGUUGUUUUAACCGAAGAUUUCGUUCACGAUCUAGAUAAAGGUACUGAUGAUAAAUUAAUGGUUUUUGAAAGAUAUGGUUUAUUGAUCCCUAAUAUAUUAGACGGUGAUUUCGAUAGGGAAGUUCUCUCAAAGAACUGUAAUUUAUAUUAUAGUGACAAUUUUGAUUCCAUUACUUUAGAAAUGAAACCAAAGUGGUUAUAUGACAAUAAGAAAGAUAAUUAUUGCAGAACAUGUCUGUUGAAUCAACUUAAAGGAUUUGAAAGACAUUUUUGUCCCUUAGACUUAUUGUAUGAAGAAACUAUUGACCAGGGUAUUGAGGAUAUUUUUAGUAAAGUGUCGAAUGGUGUCAUGUCGAAGAUUAAUGAUAAUAUACCCAUCAAACAAUUAUUCAAAAUAUUCCUAAAUAAUGAAAAUAACGUUUUCCAGAAAUUGAAACAAUUCCAAAAAAUUAAUGAUAAGAAUGAUUUAAUUCAAAACCUUACUUCACCAAACGAUGUUUCAGCUAAUUUAUCAUUGGUAAUGACUUUAAGAGAUGUAGGGUUAUUCCUAAAAUUCGAAAAAUUCGAUAUUACCAAUAAUGUUCAUACUAGUCAUCAUAAUGUUAAUAAUAUCAUCGAAAUCGAUAACCAGAAAUACUUAUUAACAUGUAAUAUUUAUGAUUUAGAUUUGAAAUCAAAGAAUAAAUAUAAACAUUGGUUAGAUAUUGAACAUCAAUUACAACCAAUUUACAAAUCUUCCAACCCAGAAUGGAGAUAUUGUAUUAAGAAAUAA